AUGGCUCUCGGCGAAGACCACUUCAUGUACUUCGAGGGCAGCGAGGAGAUUGACAAGCUCGUUUGUGGAGGCAUAACAUCAUUCAAACAAUUGGAUGACAAGGCGCGUAAGGUCUUUCGUGAACUUGCGAUCAGCUGUAUCAGACAAAAUUGUCUAGCAUAUGAUAAGACUGGUGUGGUCACAGGCCACCUGAUGUUCUGGGACGAAGGUAAUAAGUCUGGAUCGGCCGUGUAUAUACAGAGCGAUCUGGACACCUAUACCCAUAUCAUUUACCUUGAUGUACCUCCCGAGGAGAUCGUCAAGCGCCGUCUCGUUGACCCUGGCAGAGAUCGCUCGCACGUCUCAGUCGCCCACGUGCGGCGCUGGAUGGAAGCUGAGAAGCAAAUGCUGCGCGACCUUUGCUACCGCAAUAACAUUCUCUUCUGUUCCGUGUCUCCAGACAUGAUCCCCAAGGGUGUUGAGAACCUGCUCCAUGAUUUCAGCAAACAUGACGAACGACACAACCUUUCCAACGCUCUCAGCACCCUGGACAGCAUCCCUGCCAUACAAAGCGGUACUCUGAAACGGAUGAUCGUACUUGAUGCCGACGGUACCUUGACCUCGCAAGACACGGGCGCCCUGUUUUGGAAGAUAUUUUCCCCACUCCUGGGAUAUGCAGAUGGAGACUGGUCGAAGACGCCCGCGCGAAUUGUAUUUGAGAGUCCUUUGGGUUACUCAUACAAUGCCUUCCGGCAGGUGACUCUGCUUCAUGAAGAAAGGCUUCGUGAUAAUCAAUAUGAUUUUGUUUGCCGGGAGGUUGCCUCGUCUGUAACUAUGGAUGAGGAAUUCGUCACGCUUCUGCGCCGUAUCGCAGAGCAGAAUCACGUCGCUGCAGUGGUCGUGACCGGUGGCCUGGCUCUGAUCUGGAAGUAUGUGCUGGAGAUGCAAGGGUUACUGGACAAAGUUUCAGUCAUUGGAGGUGGCCGCAUCAGCGAUGGUUUUGUUGUGACUCCAGAGGUGAAGGAGGCUUUGGUUGAUCAUUUGAAGAACCGAUACGGUCUCGUGGUUUGGGCGUUUGGAGAUAGUCCUCUUGACCUCAAGAUGCUCUGUAAAGCCGACAAAGCCUUUGUUGUUGUGGGAGACGAAGCAACAAGAAGCCAGUCGAUGGACAGGGCUUUGAAACAAGCAAUCGAGACCGGCGGGCUGAAGGCAGAACAAUGUCUUCGCCCGUGUUUUGUAACCCCUCGUCUCAACAAGGAGAUCCUUCCUGAAGUCAAACUCCUCGACCCUACCUUUGUUGACUCCCUGCUUUCAGACGGCACCAAGUUGAAUGUCAUCAGCGCUGAGAAGUUGAACCCAGAAGCCGUCAAGAUUCUGAUGACGCCCAUGCGAAAUGCCAACGUGCAAGGACCACGUUUGAGGGAGGCUCACGGUGAUGUGGGCUGGUAUCUAGCCAAAACCUUUUUGCCCACGCUCAUUGGAGUUGAGCAAAUUGAUAUACCCCACCCGCAAGGGCAUAAUACUACCGGCUAUCAACUCCGGAGGGAGGACAAAAUCUUGAUUGUAGCGUUAAUGAGGGGAGGGGAGCCCAUGGCAUUCGGAGUCAACGACGCAUGUCAGCGGGCCAUGUUCGUUCACGCCAAACAGCCAUCAGACCUUCCAGACGACCUUUUGAAAGACACGGUUGCUAUUAUCCUCGUGGACUCCGUUGUGAACUCUGGUGCAACUAUCCUGAGUUUCCUAGAACACAUCAGGAGCAUCAAGAAAGAUGCUCCUGUUGUGGUCCUCACCGGUGUGAUACAGGAGGAGUGUGCUUCGAGGGGCAGGCUAACCCCUGCCCUUACGAAGCACCGUAAUGUUCAGUUUAUAACCCUACGUAUCUCGAAGAACAAGUACAAGGGAACGGGGGCCACGGAUACUGGAAAUCGCCUCUUCAACACUCUCCAUCUGCCCUGA
This is a messenger RNA of Aspergillus nomiae NRRL 13137, 1935 nucleotides long. RefSeq lists its product as uncharacterized. Gene Ontology annotation, biological process: dephosphorylation; L-serine biosynthetic process. The transcript has a single exon. Gene Ontology annotation, molecular function: magnesium ion binding. NCBI's taxonomy places the organism in Eukaryota, Fungi, Ascomycota, Eurotiomycetes, Eurotiales, Aspergillaceae. Bases 1 to 1935 code for a protein of 644 amino acids. Gene Ontology annotation, cellular component: cytoplasm. The record is from RefSeq and is a predicted model, not a curated record.